AUGGCAAGAAACCCCGACAAGCUUACGAAAUUGGAGAAAGAGCUUGACAAUGCUCUGGCAGCGGGUAUCAUGUCCAUCUCUCCUCGAUUUGACGAGAUUGAUCCUCUGAGAUACCUCGAUGCCUCGAUCAAAGAGGCCAUGCGAAUCCAUACGAUCUUGAAUUUGCCUCUCGAGAAGGUUGCUCCGCAAGGCGGAAUAGAAGUAGCUGGCACCUUUGUCCCCGAAGGCACAAGCAUCACUCCCAGCACCUUCCUCAUCCACGAAAGUGUAGCUGUGUAUGGGGAGGACGCCACAUCGUUCAGCCCAGACAGAUGGCUAGACGCCAGUGACGCUCAAAAGCAAGCUAUGGAAAGAUCUCUCUUGGGUUUCUCGGCUGGAAGGCGUGUGUGUCUGGGUAGAUACAUUGCAUUGUUGGAGAUGAAGAAGACAAUUCCAACGGUGUUACUACAUUUCCGGAUGAGUCUCGUCGAGCCAGAUAGGGAGAUCAGCUAUGGCCAUAAUUUAAUUGUCAUUCCGGAUGGGAUAGUUGUGAAGAUUGAGCGUCGUGUUGGGCGCACCCUUGGUUCUUAG
This is a messenger RNA of Endocarpon pusillum Z07020, 570 nucleotides long. RefSeq lists its product as uncharacterized. The transcript has 2 exons. Gene Ontology annotation, molecular function: iron ion binding; monooxygenase activity; oxidoreductase activity, acting on paired donors, with incorporation or reduction of molecular oxygen. The record is from RefSeq and is a predicted model, not a curated record. The coding region runs from base 1 to 570 and encodes 189 amino acids. Lineage: Eukaryota; Fungi; Ascomycota; Eurotiomycetes; Verrucariales; Verrucariaceae.